UAUACCUUGUUUAAUGCUAAGUCUGUUUCAUUGUAUUGACAGAUGUCCUACAACACAUUAAGUCAACUUUGUUUGAUGCAAAUGGUUAUCCACUGUUUAGUGCAUGAGCACUAGCAAAUAAAGACUUCAUGGUUGCUGGUGAGUUAAUAUCAUCCUCUCUGGCACAGGGAGGACCAGCCCCAUGCUUCUUGGCAAAGAAUGUAUUUAAUUAUGUGGCUGAAGGGGUAAAUAGCAUACAGGCCAACAACUGGUUGGAGUUGGUUCAUGAUGCUAAUUUCAAAGAUGAAAUUGAUAAGUUAGUUAAAUGUGAGAGCGAUGAGGAGCUGAGGACAUUGCAUUGCUCAGAUGACAUGAUGAACAUUCUGCAAUCAAUGUGGCUACAGGGGUGUUCCCUCCAAGGAGAAAUUGGCCUCACGAGACAACAUUAUUCGGUCGAUUGUAAUUGCAGGAAUUGGCCAUAUGCUGGCAGUGAUGGACAAAUUAAAAACUGGUCUUAUACUUUUUGGGGUUCUGCAGCAAAUUCAACAUCACCGGCAGAUAAUGGCAUCAAUGCUUACACUGGAUGGUGUUGCUAAUUUUUGCUUGACUGCAGACAUUGUUCUUGAAAAUAUGACUGUGGAGUUUAGCCUGGAAGGA
Xenia sp. Carnegie-2017 is the source of this 636-nucleotide messenger RNA. RefSeq lists its product as uncharacterized. The transcript has 3 exons. NCBI's taxonomy places the organism in Eukaryota, Metazoa, Cnidaria, Anthozoa, Malacalcyonacea, Xeniidae. The record is from RefSeq and is a predicted model, not a curated record. Bases 129 to 575 code for a protein of 148 amino acids.